Molecule: messenger RNA, 330 nt
Organism: Neoarius graeffei (lesser salmon catfish)
Lineage: Eukaryota; Metazoa; Chordata; Actinopteri; Siluriformes; Ariidae
Product: parvalbumin beta 3-like
Exons: 4
Coding region: 1-330 (109 amino acids)
Cellular component (GO): nucleus; cytoplasm
Molecular function (GO): calcium ion binding
Source: RefSeq, a predicted model, not a curated record
AUGGCCUUUACUGGAGUGCUGGCUGAUGCUGAUGUGAACGCAGCUAUUGCUGCCUGCGAGGCUGCUGACACCUUCAACUACAAGGCCUUCUUCAGCAAGGUUGGUCUGGCCUCCAAGUCUGCCGAUGAUGUUAAGAAGGCUUUUCGCAUCAUUGACCAGGACAACAGUGGCUUUAUUGAGGAGGAUGAGCUGAAGCUGUUCCUGCAGAACUUCAAGAAAGGUGCCAGGGUACUGACCGACAAAGAAACCAAAGCCUUCCUUGCUGCUGGCGACAGUGAUGGUGAUGGCAAGAUUGGAGCUGAGGAGUUCGCUGUUCUUGUAAAGUCUUAA